AAUACCACUGGUGUGUUGCAGUCAACGCCCAACUCCUAACUCCCAACUCCAAUACAACGGCUGUUUACAGAAAAUGACUUUGACUAAAGAAAUCUUUUUGAGUUUUUAUGCAUCUGCAAACAUUUUUCUGUUAAAAAAACCUCUAUAAAGAUACAGAGACCUGUCUUGAAGAAUACCCAGCAUUGAAUUCAAGUGCAAUUCGCAGAAAGCCAAGUGAGAAAUGGGUCGAAGAAAGGGCAGGAACACCCACAAUUUCUACAUGUUGAAUGCAAUGGGAAUUGCAAGAGAAUCUGCAUCAAUUCUUGUGCACAACUUCUCUGCUUUGACAGCAAUUGCAGUGCCAUUGGUAUCCCCUGUUUCUGCUGCAAUUCUUGUCUUUCCUCACACUCAAACUGCCACUAAAUUUGCACUACGAAUUCGGGACUCUGCUCAUGCAGCCGGAUUGCCCAACUGGCCUUAUACCCAUCUCAUAUAUCACAAGCUUUCUGAGACACUGAUUUCUUUCUUGCUCUGUUUUCCCUUUUUCAUCACAUUUUCACUGCUUGCAAGAGCAGCAGUAGCCCACACAGUGGCUUCUAUAUAUGCAGGGGACAAUAGGUCUUCUGGGGAAAAACUGUUUCAAGCAAUACCCAGAUUGUGGAAAGGCCUGGUGGUGACUUAUAUAUGGGCAGGUGUACUGAUAAUUGGGGCAAAUGCUGUGAUUUUGUUUUUACUGUGUGCACUUGUGAAUUUGGUGUGCAUUUUGGGACUUGAUCUCAAAUGGGAAGUUGCGGCUGUUUUGGGAGGAGGGAUUGUUUAUUCAUUUGUUUUUGCCCAUGUCAUGAUUGUCUGCAAUUUGGCCACAAUUGUGUGUGUAAUGGAGCCGGAGGAGUACAGUUAUGGAGUUCAAGCUGUGUUUAAGGCCCUGUUUUUGAUAAGAGGGAAGACCAGGAUUGCUCUGGUUAUGGCUGUUGUUGUAAACUUGAGCUCUGCUUUUCUGGAGAGGUUGUUUGUGUAUGGAGUGAUGAGUGGAAACAUGAGAUUUGAAACCCUUCUGCUGGUUUGGAUGUAUUCCAUGGUGACUGUAAUUGACACUGUGAUGACCACUGUGUUUUAUUUCACUUGCAGGUCAUCUUGUCUGGAAGAUGUUUGCCUAACUGAUCUCUGCAAAAUGGAUUAUAUUGCAGUUGUCAGCAACAGGAUGUGAAGAACAGAAGAGGUACUGUGGCCAACUUUUUGUCAUCUAUGGAAAGGAGAAGUGUAAGAUUGUGAAGGUCUCAUUCAAGUGAGGUAAUGGAAUUGGUGGGGCAUACACUUUUUAGUUGAUGUGGUUGUGCAUCUGAAUUCAUAGUAGAUGCCCGAAUGAGGGUUCGGGGUUGUGCUUAUCAAGAUAAGGCUCAUCUGCAGUCUGAGAAAGACCUGCCAUAUCACACUGAUGUGAUUGUUUAGAAAUGCAAAAUUGUCUGAUUGGUUUGCAGACUUUAAUUAUUAUGUAGUUGUACUAGUUGGUUUUUGGCUUGUAUAUACGAUGGAGAAAUGUUUAGAAUUGGCGUUGUAUGUGCAAGAAAGUCUUCUUUCGCAUGUGUAAAGAAAUCACUAUAUGUGUGUCAAAAGAUCAAUUUGCAUCUUUCAACUGUUACCUACUGUGUUGUUAUUUAGUCAUCUAUAUAUGGGGAAAAAUAAAUUUCCAUCUUUUCUUU
Cryptomeria japonica (Japanese cedar) is the source of this 1679-nucleotide messenger RNA. RefSeq lists its product as uncharacterized. The transcript has a single exon. Lineage: Eukaryota; Viridiplantae; Streptophyta; Pinopsida; Cupressales; Cupressaceae. The coding region runs from base 221 to 1186 and encodes 321 amino acids. The record is from RefSeq and is a predicted model, not a curated record.